UUUUAGCACACCUUAACGGGCCACAGUGGUAAGGUCAUGGCAGCUAAAUUUUUGGGAGAAGCAUCCAGAGUAGUUUCUGGCAGUCAUGAUAGAACUUUGAAAAUUUGGGAUCUCAGAAGUAGAGCAUGCGUUGAAACUAAGUUUGCGGGUUCCAGUUGCAAUGACCUAGUGACAUCGGAUGGAUCUGGGUCGACCAUCAUUAGUGGCCACUUCGACAAGAGGAUCCGAUUCUGGGACACGAGGACCGACUGCGCGGCCAACGAUAUUUUACUUCAAGGCAAAGUUACAUCACUCGAUUUAUCGCGAGAUUGUAAAUAUCUCUUGGGAUGUGUUCGUGAUGAUACUAUCAAAAUAAUGGAUUUACGAAUGAAUCAAAUUAUUGGAUCUUUCUCGCAUGACCAUUUCAAGGUGGGUUGUGAUUGGUCAAGAGCCUCUUUCAGUCCUGAUGGAACCAGAGUAUCAGCCGGUGCUCAAGAUGGUAGUGUAUUCAUUUGGCAUACGCUUACUGGAAAGCUCGAUACAAUACUCAAAGAACAUGAUUCUGCUGUUACUGCCGUAAGUUGGUUUCCCAAUGGUUCAGCCCUUGCCAGUGUAGAUAGAUCCAAAAAAUGUAUAAUUUGGGGAGACACAUAACAGUGUGUAGAGUCUUUACCAGUGCCAUAAGCAUCACUUUAUCCGUCAGCCGUUUUUACAUGAAUUCUUUCGGCAUA
Molecule: messenger RNA, 710 nt
Organism: Ctenocephalides felis (cat flea)
Lineage: Eukaryota; Metazoa; Arthropoda; Insecta; Siphonaptera; Pulicidae
Product: autophagy-related protein 16-like
Exons: 6
Coding region: 37-633 (198 amino acids)
Biological process (GO): autophagosome assembly
Cellular component (GO): autophagosome membrane
Molecular function (GO): protein binding
Source: RefSeq, a predicted model, not a curated record